AUGAAGGCUUCAACACUUUGCCUUUUCCUCCUAUUGUAUGAGAUCAGUAUAGUCUCAGGUACGGAGUCGAAGGAUUCUCCGGCGAAGACUAUAGGGGUUACUCUGGAUGUUGCCGCUCCAGAUUCUUGUACUAUACAAGUACACAAUCACAGACUACAUCACGUAAAGACACCCUUAUAUACAGCAAAGCCUGGUUAUUUUAUAGAAAAGGUGGUAGAAGGAAACACUACCAUCUGCGAAUGUUCUCCCAAGGGAGCAUUUGUCAAAGUCACGCAUUGUUUUAUAAAAGACCUAUUUGAUAUUAUCCAUGUAUAUACUAUCGAUUUAAAUGGUACAAAGAAUGCCUGCUAUUUUCUCAAGAAGGAUGGUAGCCAGUGGAUAUCCAUAGGUGAAGAAGACUUUUAUACGAGGUUCCAUGUCAUUACUUCCACUAAUCAUGAAUUUAAUGACAAGAUACUCGAUGUCUCCAAAGCUUCUACUGAUUGGGAACUGUACGUUAAUGAAUCGCCAAAGUCCCCCUUUGCAGUUUAUGGAACCAGAAGCACAUGUAGAGUCAAGGAAAUUAAGACCAAAAACCGUGGUGGUACCACAAUAUGGAAGAAAGAGAAGGAUGAGUGGUGUACCAAACUCACCUUUUAUCCCAGGGAAGGAGACCAUAAACUCCUCUGGAUAGUCACCAAGGACCCACAUGAGAAUGAGAAUAUUCUCUACUACUCCAAGAUGAGUGGGUCAUGGAAGUCUGUUGACAAGAAUGGGUAUCUGGAAGACUUAGCCAAGGCUGGCUUUGACAGGUCAACCUUCGAUGAUAGGGUUACUCUGGACAUAUCCAACGUUGACGACCAACUCUUCUUCAUUGACAAAUACCAAGUUGACAUUAUAGUAGAAAACAGACACCAUGUUCUUCCGGGAUUUAGAAUGAACAAGGUAGUUCAGGGUAAGGAUAUCAUCUGGGAGUCUUCGGAUGAUAGAUUCUCUAUCCACUUAAGAUUCAAUGAAAGAGGACCAGAUAUUUCACUUGGUGCUCUAUUUACCACGAAUGCUAGAAAAGAGCACAAGAUCAUUUACCUCAGAAAAAUGAGUGGAAAGUGGGUGACUAUCACAAAGGAUGAAUACGAGGACAUUUUGGCCGGUAGGAAUAAUCCAAUUUACACUCAUGAAUCUACUGGUAAAAUUGUAAUGAGCAGUUUUAAGAAUAAGCAAGGUAUAAAGAUUGCAACAUAUGCCUCCAAGGUUGAGAAUGCUAAAGCAGACAUUCUUCUUGUCCAUGGAGCUCGGACACAUCUCACGUCAGACUUUCUCACAUUUAACAUGGACUGGAACUAUGAACGUUAUGGCUUCGAGAUAUUUCCCUACUGCAGUGUUUUUGAUGAACCAGUAACUGUCAAAAAGGUAUCCAAUGCAGAACGCUACAGAUCUUACUUUGAGUACAAGACUCUAGAAGGAAUGAAUCCACUAGACAUUCUUCACAGGUCUCAGUAUAAGGGCACAUUCAUAGAGGCCCUUAAUAGACUUGGGUAUAAUGUCUAUAGUUAUGACCAUCAAUCACAUGGUUUUUCUGAAUCCAAGACUGAACGAAGAUGUCAUGCUGAGAAAUUCAUGGAUUAUAUUUAUGAUCUCUUGCAAUUCAUUAGCAUUGUAAAGAGAGAUAAAUUUGGAGAUACUUCUCAGACCUGGGAUGAUAAGUUAGUCUUCAAUAGUCAUGAGACUAAUAGAAAGAUCAUCUUCAUGGGUCAUUCAAUGGGAGGAAAUAUGGUGAUAAGAGCUGUGCAAAAGUUUUACAAGGAGAUUAAGAAUCCUAAUGCAAAUUUUGUGGAUGGUCUAAUUGGUCUUUCUACUAUGCUUGAUGUUAGCCCAUACCUUGAUGUGUGGUACAAACAAGUAGCAAGACCAUUUGAAGAGGCUAUCGCCUGGAUGGAUCCAAAAUCAAAGAGUCCGUAUCAGUAUCCGUAUGACAUUGCUCUCAAUUUUGAGAGAUUCGCAGAUUACCAUACUGAUAUGCUCUACUAUAGUGAUAGAUUCACUAGAAAUACAGCAAUGUCUCCUUUUAGUGCAUGUAGAAGGGUUAGGAAGAAAAAAAGAACCAAGUUAUAUCCCAAAGAUUUGCCAACACUAUUUGUACAUACUACAGACGAUGACGGAUGUGGUAUAAAGGGUCCAAGGAAGAUGGUUAAUAAGAAACUAAAGGAAAGUAAGGUUGCCAAACUCGUAGAAUGGAAAGGAUGUGGACACCAUAUGGCUGCUAUUCAACUCAUUCCUAUCUUGGUACCGUUGUUAGAAAGGUGGCUAAAUGGUCACUUUCCAGAGAUGAAUAGAAAGAGACCAUUACAGGUUCCAUAUAGUGCUAGAGAGGAGUCAAUUGGGGUUGUUCAGAAGAAACUCCGUAAUGUUGUACCUAAAGAAACCGUUAAAGGACUAGAAGGAACCACUCUUGACCUCUCUUCUCCGGACUCUUCUUUAUUUUCUCUAGCUGAUGAUCGGAUUCAUGGAGUGAGUCAUAGAGCUUUUGUCCCCAAAGAUGGAUCUUCUCUAGUAUCAGUGGUGGAUAACGGAGAUACCAUUUGGACUUCUGCAGGUCCUAAAGAAGGAUGUACAGGUGCCUACCUUUUUUCCAGGGAAGGACACUCUUCUCUUCUUAGUGUCUAUACAAGGGGUGCCGGAGAUGAGACCUUUUGUUUUGAGAAGGAUGGUAAUCAAUGGAAGAAUGUGGAUAGGUUGAAAUUUGAAACUAAACUUCACUUAAUGAAGGACUCUUCUGCACCUGCUGGUGAGAAGCAUAGGGAGGAAGAUACGUGA
Messenger RNA from Theileria equi strain WA, 2793 nucleotides. RefSeq lists its product as hypothetical. NCBI's taxonomy places the organism in Eukaryota, Apicomplexa, Aconoidasida, Piroplasmida, Theileriidae. The transcript has a single exon. The coding region runs from base 1 to 2793 and encodes 930 amino acids. Gene Ontology annotation, molecular function: lipase activity. The record is from RefSeq and is a predicted model, not a curated record. Gene Ontology annotation, cellular component: membrane.